AUGGACUCGGUGCUGGAGCACUUCACCGGCUUGGAGUCCUUCCCGUCCCCUUACUUCGAUGAGGAAGACUUCUUCACCGACCAGUCCUCCAGGGACCACCUGGACGCCGAGGACUUCUUGGAGGACGAUGUGGACUUCUUGACCGGCCAGAUACAGGACUAUUACAAGGACAGCCGCGUCCUGCACGGGGAAGAUUACUGCGACGCCGGCAACUUCUCCUUCUCGUCCACCUCCUCCUCCGGCGGCUUCCCCUAUGACUGCGGGGAGGUCGGCUGCGACCUGUCCCCGGCCAUGAAGGGCUCGGGCUGCGGGGCGAUGAAGAGGAGGAGGAGGAUCCGAUCCGAUGCUGAGAUGCAGCAGCUCCGGCAGGCGGCCAACGUCCGUGAGCGCAGGAGAAUGCAGUCCAUCAAUGAUGCCUUCGAGGGUCUCCGCUCCCACAUCCCCACCCUGCCCUAUGAGAAGAGGCUCUCCAAGGUGGACACCCUGCGCCUGGCCAUCGGCUACAUCAACUUUCUCAGCGAGCUGGUGCAGUCUGACCUGCCCCUGAGGAACCAAAACACUGAGAGCUCCCUGCAGCCCAAGAAGGUCAUCAUCUGCCACAGAGGAACACGAUCUCCAUCUCCAAGUGACCCUGAUUAUGGUCUGCCCCCUCUAGCUGGCCAUUCAUUAUCCUGGACCGAUGAGAAACAACUCCGGGACCAGAACAUUGUCCGGACAGCUAAAGUCUGGACCCCAGAAGACCCCAGAAAACUAAACAAAUCAUCUCUUAACAACAUUGAAAAUGAGCCACCCCUGACACUGUGUCUGGACGUUUGA
This is a messenger RNA of Staurois parvus, 816 nucleotides long. NCBI's taxonomy places the organism in Eukaryota, Metazoa, Chordata, Amphibia, Anura, Ranidae. The record is from the annotation of a GenBank genome assembly.